AUGUCGGGAGGGUCUCAAUUGACGCAGGGACUGGAGUCGCUGCGGAGCAAGUCCAAGGCGAUUCGCUACAAGCUCAACGAGCUCUACGCUCUUGACGACGAGCUGCAGGCAGCGCACCAGCAGGCCAAGCGUGACGACGACUUCGGCGAGGAAGUUGUGACGAAAUACAAGGCCUUCCUGUCCUGCCGCCAGCAGCUGGUCGCCGAGCUGGAGAAGCAGAAGAUGCAAGUGCCGUGGCAGCUCCGCAUGACCAUCGACGACCUCGAGCUCACGCUGAAGCAGCGCCGAGAGAAGAAGGAGGGCAAGACCAGCCAAACUGCAAAGGCCAAGGAGGAGAAGGAUGCGAAGAAGGAGAAGAAUAGCGUUUCUCCUUCCAAGCCAGGGCAAGAGCCAGCAGUGUCCCCAGCCCCACCUGCUCAGUCUGGCCGAGUCGCGGUGGCUUUUAUCGGCCCCACACUCGUCGCCCUCAUCACCGCCAUGCUGUGGUACCACUACAACGCCUAA
This is a messenger RNA of Phytophthora sojae, 504 nucleotides long. RefSeq lists its product as hypothetical. The coding region runs from base 1 to 504 and encodes 167 amino acids. The transcript is spliced from 2 exons. The record is from RefSeq and is a predicted model, not a curated record. NCBI's taxonomy places the organism in Eukaryota, Oomycota, Peronosporomycetes, Peronosporales, Peronosporaceae.